ACAUGGGCCAGACAACCAGUAACAAUCAAGGAGCAAAUAGGCUCCAUCCCUCAGGCCAGCCAAACUCGAGAACAAACCAAGCCUCGUUGACCAGUAACCGCAAUGAUGCCUCUGGUGUUACCAGUGCACAGACUUCAGAUGUCAUGACGUCUGAUGCUGGUGACAUCAGCUUGGGUCUUGGCAGAAGUUCUGAUGGAAAUGCUUGUGUUGAACAAGCCACUGCUGCUGUUGCUGAUGAUGAGCCUGGAAUAGCUCAGGCUGGAGCUACAAAUCUCUCCCCUCCUGCCCCUGGAGCUCAAGUGACUGACAAGAUCAGCAGAUCAUGUGCAGCUGAUCUUGCAGGAUCAGCAGGACUGCACAUGCGGGAUCAUCUUCGCUCCCUGCACGACCAGUUCAUGCAGCAAGCUGGGGCAGACUACGACAUUGCGACGGCUACUACGCUUUCUUACUCACAAUUUCUAUUCUACAUCACCAAACUCAAUGAAAUUUGUCGCCGCUACGAGGACGGGGAUGGUCGGGUGCUGGUGUUCGCCGUCAAGAAAGGCUCGGACUCGAGCGUCUUCUGGAAGGCGACGGUGCGCAUCGCCUGCGUCAGGUACAACACCCGCACCCGCUGCCCCGAGAGCUCCAGGAUGCUCAGCAUCAGACAGUUCCUGCAGGUGUUCCGACGUAUCAGCUACGAGUGCUGCAGUUCCACCAGUCCCCCCUGCUCUCCCAGUGGUGCAACGGACCACAACCAGGCCACUGCUGCAGCUUUGGCCACCGCCGCGUUCAGUGAAGCUCUCCCCGCUGCUGGUGCCUGUGCUGCAGCUGCAGCUCACGUGAGCUGCGGUGCAGGCGGCAGCUCCUCAUCAGACGACCUGGACAAAGAGCUGGACGAGUGCAUCAUCUGCCUGGAGCGUCGCCCUGACGUCAUCCUGCCGUGCGCACACGCAUACUGUCUGCCCUGCAUCCAGCAGUGGGAAGGUGAGCGCACGUGUCCAGUGUGUCGGGAGGCGGUGGCUGACGCAGACGACACCUGGGUCAUCUCGGAGGCUCCUGACGAGGCUCAGAGGACGCGCGAGAUCGGCGCUGCUCUCAUGGGGCUCGCUGAGGAGACGAGCGGCGACGUCAAAUGAGGCGAGGCGGCAGCGAGCAGCAGCGUCACCCCCCGCCGUGCGUGCUGGCCGGACGCCGCGGCCAGACUGCGGCACGCGACUGAGUGGACCUUGUGUCGGGUGUGGCGGGGUGCCUCCAGUCCCGAUCUGCGCUACCAGGCCGAGUGGGCGCUGUGUCGGGUGUGGCAGAGCACCAGCGCCACAGCUCACAUGUUCAGGAGUGUGUGGCUACAACACAUGCCACAUGAGGAAGAGGAAGGCUGUUCAUCCCGCCACGUUGCUCGCUGCUGAGGGAUUUUUAACGAUGUAAUUUUUAACGAAGAAUUUGCCAAAUAUCAAGCACGAACAGAAUGCAGACCGCCAUAAGUUCAGCUGCAGUUAAUGUGUGUUCAUCAUUGUAAAAUGUGGAGAAAUUUUAUUAACUAUGAGUAUAAUAAUAAUGAGACUCUUUGAAAAACUUUGUCUGCUUGCUGAGACUCUAAACAGCUUAUGAGUAAAAAUGUUCAGCUUCGUACUAUUGUCAGCAUUUACGCAUCGCUGCAAUUUAGCUGCAGGCGUAAAAUGUCAAUUGUGAAGAACUAAUCAAUUUAGCAACAGUGUAACUUAGACUCUCCUUCUCCUGCACUGCAGAAACUCAUCAUGAAUUUGUGCUAAGUUGAUGAUGUUGUUGUGAAAUAAUUCUGUAAGACAGAA
Messenger RNA from Hyalella azteca, 1790 nucleotides. RefSeq lists its product as uncharacterized. The record is from RefSeq and is a predicted model, not a curated record. NCBI's taxonomy places the organism in Eukaryota, Metazoa, Arthropoda, Malacostraca, Amphipoda, Hyalellidae. Bases 3 to 1118 code for a protein of 371 amino acids. The transcript is spliced from 7 exons. Gene Ontology annotation, biological process: protein autoubiquitination. Gene Ontology annotation, molecular function: ubiquitin-protein transferase activity.